AGAGCACACCUACAAACAAAUCACACGCACCAUCGACCUCGAGUGUUCGACGACACCCACAACGUGGCGCAAGCGGCGAGAACCGUAAGCAACAUGGACUUCGCCGGCGAAAUGGACGACUUCGCCCUGGAGAUCAUCCGGGAGCACCUCCUCGGCGGCGACGGCAGUACUACUACUGCCGUCGUCCCGGCGACUGCUGCUGAUAAUAACCAUGAAUUCCCCGAUGGUGGCGUCACCUUCCCCGUGCCGCAGCCACCUUCCGCGGCGCCUGAACCGGCGUACCUACAGCCCGCCAUGUCGUUCUUCCCGCAGGAGGAGCAGCUGCAAGGCCGUCCUUACGCUUACACGGACCUAACGCAGGAGUACGUGAACUCCUCCCCUGCGGGGGCCGACAUGGGCGAGGUGGUCACGUUCCGGGCGCCGGAGCCAGUGAUGAUACAGUUCGGCGGCGAGCCGUCUCCCGUGGCUACGACCGCGAGGGCGCCGCCGUCUUCGCUGACCAUCUCCCUGCCCCGAAGCAGCGGUGGCUCGUUCGGGUGGCCGCCGCGGGCUCAGCAGGCUGCUGCUGCCGCGGCAGGAGCAGCGGCAGCACCGGACUGCCAGGACUUUCGCAAGUACCGCGGCGUGAGGCAGCGCCCGUGGGGCAAGUUCGCGGCGGAGAUCCGCGACCCGAAGCGGCGGGGCUCGCGCGUGUGGCUCGGGACUUACGACACCUCCGUGGAAGCCGCCCGGGCCUACGACCGCGCCGCGUUCCGGAUGCGCGGCGCCAAGGCGAUCCUCAACUUCCCCAACGAGGUCGGCACCCGCGGCGCCGAGCUCUGGGCUCCCCCGCCGCCUCCGGCCCCGACAUCGCAAGCUGCAACCGGGACGACGAACAAACGGAAGAGAUCGCAGGAUCAGGAGGAGUACUGCUACCCCGAAGUGGAGGCGGCAAACAAGGCCGUGAAGACCGAGGCGGCGCCGUCGCCGUCAGCGGACACGCCCUCGUCCGUGUCGCGGGAGAUGUCGACGGGGACGGCGUGCUCGACGGUGACGUCGGCGGCCACGUCAGAGGGGGGUUUUCCUCCCCUGACGCCGUCGAGCUCGGGGUGGGAGCAGUACUGGGAGGCGCUGCUCGGUGGCAUGCCGCUGCUCUCGCCGCUGUCGCCGCACCCGGCCUUGGGCUUCCCGCAGCUCACCGUUAGUUAAUUCAGAAUGAGAAUCGCCGGUUAGUGUGGUUGAUCGAGGUGGUGGGGUUCACCAAUCCGUAACCAAUAAGCAGGUUAGAGCUUCAUAGACCUAUGUGUCCGGGACACUUGUUUAGAGCUUCAUAGACCUAUGCGUGCGUGGUUGCAAGGAAACAUGGAUAUAGAUCGAUCGAUGCUUGUAAAGAAUAAGCAACGGAUGGGGCAGCUCGUUUGUUUAUGUUACUGUAAAUUUAUUGGAGUUCAAUUUGUGCA
Messenger RNA from Brachypodium distachyon (stiff brome), 1439 nucleotides. Its product is annotated as AP2/ERF and B3 domain-containing protein Os01g0693400. NCBI's taxonomy places the organism in Eukaryota, Viridiplantae, Streptophyta, Magnoliopsida, Poales, Poaceae. The coding region runs from base 94 to 1188 and encodes 364 amino acids. The record is from RefSeq and is a predicted model, not a curated record. The transcript has a single exon. Gene Ontology annotation, biological process: ethylene-activated signaling pathway; regulation of DNA-templated transcription. Gene Ontology annotation, molecular function: DNA binding; DNA-binding transcription factor activity.